Sphaerodactylus townsendi is the source of this 3822-nucleotide messenger RNA. It is a transcript of the gene EHD3, whose product is annotated as EH domain containing 3. Gene Ontology annotation, cellular component: plasma membrane; cytoplasm. Gene Ontology annotation, biological process: endosomal transport; endocytosis. The coding region runs from base 551 to 2158 and encodes 535 amino acids. The transcript is spliced from 6 exons. NCBI's taxonomy places the organism in Eukaryota, Metazoa, Chordata, Lepidosauria, Squamata, Sphaerodactylidae. The record is from RefSeq and is a predicted model, not a curated record. Gene Ontology annotation, molecular function: GTP binding; protein binding; calcium ion binding.
GUUCCUGGUUGAUUUCCUGCAAGGCUGGCAUUUAAACGCCAGCUGCUCCGUAAGGAAGGAGGAUGCGGUGAUUCAGGUGCCUCUUCCCGUGGCUAAGGAGACAUGCUUGGGAGGCGGUAGCUCGUCCGUUCUCGCCUUAGAGCUGGAAAAGAGUGAGUUGAAUCCACCUUUAGAGUUGAAUUGUUUCAACGCAAGUGCUUUUAAUGCAAAGAAGGGGUGCCUUGCCUUCCCCUCCAAGCUGUUCUUGCGAUACUCAUCGCUCAGCGGCCGGUCUCAAGAAAACGUGGAGACGCUCAAGGGGAGAAGGAACGAGUCAUACAUUCUGCUGAUCCCUCCUCCUGAUGGUCUAAGACGUUUUCUUGCUGUCUUCGUAUCACGGGCAAGUUCUUAGCCGGGAAUAAAGGGCUGAUUUUUGUGGGAAAGUGCAACCAGUAAGUCUAGUAGCGCAAUCUGGAACCUGCCAAGAGCAAACUGAGUUAAACGUUUUCCCUUUCUCAGCUUUUGCGGAAGGAAAGAAGAACUCACUCACACCUCUUGCCUGCUCGCAAAAAUGUUCAGCUGGUUAGGUACUGAUGACAGACGACGAAAAGACCCUGAAGUAUUUCAUACUGUGAGCGGAGGCCUUAAAAAACUCUACAAAACCAAGUUGCUCCCUCUGGAAGAAUACUACAGGUUCCAUGAGUUUCAUUCCCCUGCUCUUGAAGAUGCUGACUUUGACAACAAACCCAUGGUUCUGCUUGUGGGACAGUAUUCCACUGGGAAGACCACCUUCAUAAGGUACCUUCUUGAACAAGAUUUCCCUGGAAUGAGGAUUGGGCCAGAGCCUACAACUGAUUCUUUCAUUGCGGUGAUGCAGGGGGAUGUGGAAGGCAUCAUUCCUGGAAAUGCACUGGUAGUGGAUCCAAAAAAACCUUUUAGGAAACUCAAUGCCUUUGGCAAUGCCUUCUUGAACAGAUUUGUAUGUGCUCAACUGCCAAAUGCGGUACUAGAAAGCAUCAGUGUCAUUGAUACGCCAGGAAUCCUUUCUGGGGAGAAACAAAGAAUUAGCCGAGGCUAUGACUUUGCUGCUGUACUAGAGUGGUUUGCAGAGCGAGUAGACCGCAUCAUUCUCCUGUUUGAUGCCCACAAGCUAGAUAUCUCUGAUGAAUUUUCAGAGGUCAUCAAAGCACUGAAAAACCAUGAGGACAAAAUGAGGGUAGUGCUUAACAAAGCAGACCAGAUUGAGACACAGCAGCUUAUGAGGGUUUAUGGGGCUCUCAUGUGGUCUUUGGGGAAAAUUGUCAACACUCCUGAGGUGAUCCGGGUCUAUAUCGGUUCCUUCUGGUCCCACCCACUGCUGAUCCCAGAUAAUCGCAAACUGUUUGAGGCAGAGGAGCAGGACCUCUUCAGAGACAUCCAAAGCCUUCCUCGCAAUGCAGCACUUCGGAAACUGAAUGAUCUCAUUAAACGAGCACGGCUAGCCAAGGUUCAUGCUUACAUCAUCAGCUCACUGAAGAAAGAAAUGCCGUCUGUAUUUGGGAAAGAUAAUAAGAAGAAAGAGCUUGUGAACAACUUGGCUGAGAUUUAUGGACGAAUUGAGCGGGAGCAUCAGAUUUCACCAGGAGACUUCCCUAAUCUGAAAAAGAUGCAGGAGCAGCUUCAGGCUCAAGAUUUCAGUAAGUUCCAGCCUCUUAAGAGCAAACUGUUGGAUGCUGUGGAGGAUAUGCUGGCCAGUGACAUUGCGCAGCUCAUGGUGCUGGUGCGCCAGGAGGAGUCCCAGAGGCCUGUCCAGAUGGUGAAAGGGGGAGCUUUCGAAGGCACCCUGCAUGGACCGUUCGGACAUGGCUAUGGUGAAGGAGCGGGAGAAGGAAUUGAUGAUGCGGAGUGGGUGGUGGCCAGAGACAAGCCCAUGUACGAUGAGAUCUUCUACACCUUGUCCCCUGUUGAUGGGAAGAUAACUGGAGCUAAUGCCAAGAAGGAGAUGGUGAGGUCCAAGCUGCCCAACACCGUGCUGGGGAAGAUAUGGAAACUGUCGGACAUCGAUAAAGACGGGAUGCUGGAUGAUGAGGAAUUUGCUCUAGCUAAUCAUCUCAUAAAGGUCAAAUUAGAAGGCCAUGAGCUCCCAAAUGAGCUUCCUUCCCAUCUCAUCCCACCAUGUAAGAGGAAAUUAGCAGAGUGAUAAGCCUACCAAAAAGAAUUUGGGGGAGGGGUGGGGCAUGGAAAGAAAGGGAAUAUACUGAAGUUGUAUGUUUCAGCUGUGACAUUACUUUCGGAUUAUGAUGAUUUCUCUGUUUGAGCACCAACUGGAGGCAAAAUGAUGUCCAGCUCUUUCUCAUGAUGAUAUGCAAUUAACUCUUUUUACGUGUGAUUCUUGCUUCCCAAUUUGUGUUAAUAUCAGAGGAAACUGAUGGCAGAAAUGGAAGGAGUGGCAAAGGCUGCGCUUUAUAGAUACGGCCAAGAUGGCCUCUGUCAUUCAGUCACAUGCCCCUGGUUUGUGAAAUUCUUGUUUGUCCCUAAGCUGUAAAUAUGCAUCGUGAUUGCUGACAGGCUCUAAGCUGAAAAAUACCUCUGGAUGAGAGUGGUGCUUACAGGUUGCGCUUGAAUCUAAAGCAUUUCUACAUGGCCAAAAUGAUUUUCUUUCGGGGCAGACUUCAGUUCCUGUUCAGUCUUCCUGCCUGUCUUCUGUGUUUUUAUUGAAUACUUGAGGUACAACAUUUGUCUUCAGGAUCACUUGGAGGAGGAAGAAUAUUAAACAACAACCCAUUUUUAGCUGUUUGAUCUUUCUUUGAGGAAAAGGAGGCAGGCCUUCCCAGGUUUUCAAUUUAGGGCCUUGAAUCCCUUUCUAGUUAGCUCUGUGGCCACUUGCAAACACUGUCAGGAUUCUGUGACUUUUCAGUUUGACCAUGAUGGAGGUGAGGUUUGGUCAGAGUCUCAAAUGAUCACAGCCCGAAGAAAGUAUGAGAGGCAAGUAGGACAAGGCCUUUCGCAGAAGUGAUAGCAAACUCAUGGGCAGGAACCAAAGUACAAGCAAGUGUUUCCUGGCAUCUUCUGCCCCCACAGCUAGGCCAUGCUUUCCCCCCUGCUUCAGGUGUUGGAUUCACUGUGCCCGGACUAAUCACAUAUUGGAUCCAGCACAGUAUUUCCAAGAGCAGAAGGAUUUCUGCCCACAGAACCUUGCAUCCUUGCUCCCCUGAUCCCAGUGCAGUCUAAACUUCGAUUGCCAAGAUGCUGCAUUUCAGAAGCAUUUGGGGCUAUAGUGGGGGAGGGGGCGUGUUAAGAAAGCUGUACACUGCACGGGAUCCAAACCAUUGUUCAGUGUCUUGCCUUGCAUGGCAUUUACAUAUGCAAUGUAAAACAGCUCGUUCUGCUUCCACCUCCUUGUCCUACCCAUUUAUUGAAAGAUAAGACUUAGCUACUUCUUCUGUCCCCCUCAACACCCCUUUUCAAUGUCUUUCAAAGCCCGUCCGUCCCCCAAUCACUCACAAUUAUUCGCAGGAAAAUCAUUCUUAAUCUUACCCACACUGAAGAUCCUGAGCCAAGCUAUUUUCUUCUCUCUGUUUUUGUUGUUUGUUCCCUCCUGUUUCUGUUGGUGUCAGGGAUGAGAUUACAGUCCUUGUUGCUUGUAUAUACCGAACUCUUAAUGUGAGUGGGGAGGGGAGGGAAAGAGCCAGAACAGUUAUAACUUAUUUUAUAUCUGUGUUAAUAUUAUAAAGAGAAAUUAUAUAUUCUCUGUGUGUAAAACAGCCUUAUUGCAGUGCAUUUAUUGUGUCUUUAAAGUUAAUGCAUUAACCUUUUUUGUACAUUGGUCCUAAAACAUUAUUAAAAAAUGAAGGCCCAUGUUUA